AGUGCGUGCGAUGUAAAACAAAAUAAUCGUGAGAGCCGGGCUAGCCGUGAAACGGAGUACUUUUCUUUGACGUUGCAUGGUUCCGUUUGUGGUCAAAGUGUUUUUAUACGUUUACUUUCGUGAUUUAUCAAAGAAAAUAUUGCCAAAUAUUGAGACAGUUAAUUAAAGGACAAGGUGGACUUUGAAAUGUAUUAACGAGUGUGUUUAAUGCGAUUUUUUAUAUUACUGUUUCCAUGAAACUGUAUUUGUAAACGAUUAUUACGAAAACGAUCGGAUUUUCCGCGAAAAAUAAUUUCAAAACAAAGGACUAACUUGGAAAAGUUUAUGGAGGGAAAAAAUUGUACUAUUUGAUGACAGCGCACAGACAAUAAACGCGGUACACAGACCACGUAACAAUUACAAAAAGACUGAUUUUACGUAGUAUCACACAUUCCUAUCCAUGUACAGAUAACAAGAAGCCGAAAUAAGGCAAAAUGUUUAAGCUACUCGGAGGGUUGCGGGUGUACUUCAAGACCCAGCCUAUAAAGACUGACAAUGCAGUGUUCAGGCUACACAAUGUGUUCACGACGGUUCUACUGCUCACCUGUUCCAUGAUCAUCACAGCUACCCAGUAUGUUGGGCAGCCUAUCCAGUGCAUCGUCAGUGGUUUGCCCACAAAUGUGGUCAAUACCUUCUGUUGGAUUACUUCGACGUUCACAAUGCCUGAUGCCUUUGCUAGAGAGGUCGGCAAAGAAGUAGCGCAUCCAGGUAUAGCGAACGAGUACGACAGUUCGCAAGAAAAGAAGUACUACACGUACUACCAGUGGGUGUGCUUCGUGCUGUUCUUCCAGGCCAUAAUGUGCUACACACCCAAGUUCCUAUGGGAUGCCUUCGAGGGAGGUCUUCUAAGGACCCUCGUGAUGGGGCUCAACAUUGGCAUCUGUCACCCUGAUGAGAAGGAGAAAAAGAAGGAUGUCCUCAUAGAGUACCUCAUCAGGCACGAAAGGACGCACAAGCUAUACGCGCUACGGUACUGGGGCUGCGAGCUGCUCUGCCUCAUCAACAUUGUGCUGCAGCUGUGGAUGAUGAACGCCUUCUUCAACGGCGAGUUCUUCUCGUACGGCACCAGGGUCCUCGGGUACAGUGAGGUGCCGCAGGAAGAGAGAUACGACCCAAUGAUCUACAUAUUCCCUCGCAUCACAAAGUGCACGUUCCACAAGUUCGGUGCUUCAGGCAGCAUACAGACGCACGACAGUCUAUGCAUACUGCCGCUGAACAUCGUCAACGAGAAGACGUAUAUCUUCCUGUGGUUCUGGUACAUCAUUCUGGCUGUGGUGCUGACCCUGCUUGUUAUAUACAGACUAGUAAUAAUCUUCAUGCCGUCGAUCCGGCCGCGUCUCCUGCACGCUCGCUCCCGCACCAUCGCCAUGGAGACCGCCAAGCUCGUCUCCCGCCGCACCGACAUCGGCGACUGGUGGCUGCUGUACAUGCUGGCGCGGAACAUGGACCCGCUCAUAUACAGAGAGCUGAUCUCGGAGCUAGCGAAGCGUAUGGGCGAGAAGCCGGGCCGCGCGUGACAGCCGCCGCCCAGCGUCGCCGUGCUCGGCGUCUGACACAUCAUCACAUUACUUUACUCUGGAUUACAACCUCUUUAGAAGGCUGGACAAACUCCCUACACCUUGUGUCGAAGGUUUGCUAAACAUACACGUAGUUUAAACUCCUCAGUUUGAAAAAACAAAUGAAAUCAGCAUAUUUACUUGGACAGCCCAGUAGAGAUCGAGUAGCCAAGUCAUAAAAUGACAAUAUGCGUGUAUGUAUGUAAAACAUUUGUACCAUGUCUGUGUACCACUGAUCAAUAAUAAUUUGGUAUUAUUCUGUAUGUAUCAUUUUUUACAACAUUAUAUAAGGUAAACCAUCACAAUUCCAUUAGCUUUAUAUUUUUCAACUUAAAAAAUUUGUUAAAUAUACAAAAUGUUGGUUAAAGGCCUUCUAGGGGGGUUCCUUCAAAUCCUGUUUCUACAUUAUACUAUUAUUAAAAUGUAUGUGAUCAGAUAGCAUAUAGCAUUAGCUAUAAACAGAUAUAUUAAGAUUACUUUACCCGCCUGCAUCAAGGAGGGUAAUGAUUUCUCAGCUGUAGUCGACGAUAGUCAAUUACUUGCCCAAACGCUGUAUAAAAAUAUUGUAUUCCACGAUCACAAUCUCUUACCUUAUUGCAAUGGUAUAAGGUUCAAAUUGCAACUUGUGGUCGUGAAAUACCAUGUUUUUAGCGAAAAAUACUCUACUUAAGAAUUUGCAAUAGAUGCUACAUUUGCAUUAAUAUAAGAUAAGAUUUUUUUAAAGAUAUGGCCAUAAUUAGCGCUAUUAUCAAAAAAAACUAGUUUUUUUCCUAACUCGACAAUCGAUAACAGUGAAUCGGAUUGUCCAGUUAUUAUGAACAAUAGCGUCCAGAAAAAUUAAAAUAUGAAAAACUAAAAUCUCUACUAGAAAUCUGAAUUAUUUGUAUACUAUAUUAAGCUGAAAGAUCUAUGUAUUUCAUAUUUUUUCUUUAAUUUACUGUACUAUAUAGAUUUUACUGUCUGCAUGAACAACGAAUAUUGUACCUUAAAACUAGGUACCGUAAGUAGAAAUUCCUUUAGCAUUUUUCUUUAUGUUAUUUUUCUCUGUAGUCAUUAUUUCACUGCCAUUUUUUUAUCACAAAGAAACAUUUACUAGUUAAUGCAUCACACACAUCACAAUACCUUUUUUUUCCGUUAUAUCAUCACGUCUUAUUUUGUCAUCGCUAUUAAAAUCUUAUGUUUUCAAAAAAUCUUUUAAGUUUAUAUCUCAAUUAGAAAGAUGACAAGUAGGUUUUAUUUUGUAUUUUACAAUACACUGCAAUAUUCUUUUGUGGCCCAUCGUAUUUGUUCCACUUUUGUGGUAGUACGAAAGGUGGAAAUCACCAGUGGGACGAAGGUAGUGAGCCGAAUAGAAAUAAACCACAUUAUGUUAAAGCAAAAAAUGCUUGAUAAUAUACUCAGCGUAUCGUAAAAUAUGUAAUAUGUCUUAUUUGUCGUAAGAUCUGAGUAAAAAGACAUUUUUACUAAACAGUUUUAUGCAUAUCAAGUAGAUAAUUGUUUACUAAGUUUUCUCUAUUAUUUUAAUGUUUAACUCCAACAUUUGUUUAUUACGAUAAGUUUAUCUUACAGUUAAUUUUUCUGAAAAUAAUCUCAACCAUAUCUUAGCACAAAUCUUUUUUACAAAUAGCAACAUUUUUACUUCAACUUUUUUUUUUGCAAUGGUCACACUAAUUUGAGGUCUCUAUUUUGAGGUCCAUUUUUAACCGACUUCCCAAAAAGAAGGAGGUUGUUUAUAUUGCCCACCAUGGCCUUUUGUGAAUAAAGCCGUUAAAUAUUAGUAUUGUAAAGCACUGAUGUGAAAUGGACUGGAAUUGUAUGGCCUUAUAACUAGUAUUGUAUGAUAUGUAUGGACUUGAAGAUUUGCACUGGCAUAUCUCGAAUAUGUACCUAA
This is a messenger RNA of Helicoverpa zea (corn earworm), 3486 nucleotides long. It is a transcript of the gene ogre, whose product is annotated as innexin inx1. Gene Ontology annotation, molecular function: gap junction channel activity. The transcript is spliced from 8 exons. NCBI's taxonomy places the organism in Eukaryota, Metazoa, Arthropoda, Insecta, Lepidoptera, Noctuidae. Gene Ontology annotation, cellular component: gap junction; plasma membrane. Bases 474 to 1556 code for a protein of 360 amino acids. The record is from RefSeq and is a predicted model, not a curated record.